AUGUCAGAGAAAAGCGUGGAUAAUCGCAAAACGGUGUCUCAUGCUUGUUCGAAUGUCGAACUACGCGAAUUACUGACAAAUUUCUGGGAGUUAGAAUCAUGCAAAAGCACAAGCAUCUUUUCUGUUGAGGAAACCAUGUGCGAGGAGAUUUACGAUUGCACAACCGUUCGUGAUAUUGAUGGAAAAUACAUCGUUACUCUUCCCAAGAAAGAGCACAUAAUCAGGCAGUUGAGAGAUUCACAUGAUAUCGCAUUGAGGAGGUUCCAUGGUCUCGAAAAGCGUUUCGCAGCAGACAAUAAUUUGAAGACUCAAUAUACCGAAUUCAUCGAAGAAUACUUGGCAAUGGGACAUAUGAUAGAAGCGCCUGAAGAAGAUUCCAGUCAGCCUUUGUACCAUUUACCGCAUCAUGCUAUCAUAAAACCCGACAGCACCACGACCAAGCUACGGGUCGUAUUCGACGCUUCCUGUCGCACUUCAACAGGAGUCUCGCUAAACGACGGACUCAUGGUUGGACCAGUUGUGCAGGAGGAUUUACUCUCCAUCGUAUUACGAUUUCGAUUCCGAAGGUUCGCUAUCAUAGCCGAUAUUGCGAAAAUGUAUCGCAUGGUGAAGUUGAAUUCAGCAGAUCAGCCACUCCAGCGCAUUCUCUGCCAAUCUGCCAACGAACCGGUAACCACCUUCCAGCUGACGACAGUCACAUAUGGCACAGCCUCCGCACCAUACCUGGCGACGAAGUGCAUUCAACGGUUGGCGAAUGAUGCAAAACACACACAUCCUGUAGCAGCAGAGGUGGCUCGGAAGGAUUUUUAUGUAGAUGACCUUCUGAGUGGUACAGACAGCAUCAAAACUGGAAAGCAACUUGUCUGCCAACUCAUCGAUAUGUUCAACUCUGCCGGAUUCAGUUUGAGAAAGUGGAGCUCUAACAAUUUGGAGCUUAUCGAUGAUGUUCCUUCAGAACUUCGCGAUAAUCGCUCAACCUUUGAGAUUGAUUCAUCGUCUACUGUGAAAACCCUAGGGCUUAUUUGGGAACCAUCCGUCGAUAAAUUCAAUUACGCCAUACCUCGUUGGAGCUCUGAACCUACAAUCACCAAGAGAGUUGUUUUGGGAGACAUAGCUCGCAUUUUUGACCCACUUGGUCUCAUCGGUCCUGUAGUGGUACAGGCGAAAAUAUUUUUACAAGAGCUGUGGAAACUAAAGGGUGAUUGGGAUGAGCCAUUAUCCGUCAGUCAUCAGGAGUUCUGGUUAACGUACCGCAGAAAUUUAACUGCCCUCGAGUCACUCAAGGUUCCUCGAUGGAUUGGAUUUACCAAUGAUGCGAGCCACGUGGAAGUCCACGGCUUCUGUGACGCAUCAGAAGCAGCGUAUGGUGCGUGUCUAUAUUUACGCUGCACCUCACUUGAUGGAUCAGUUAGCGUUCGUCUCAUCACGGCCAAAUCAAAAGUUGCGCCAAUAGAAGAUAUCAAUCGAAAAAAGAAAAAACAAACCAUCCCACGUUUAGAACUAUCAUCCGCUUUAUUGCUGAGCCAUUUAUACGAGAAGGUUCGCAAAAGUAUACAAAUCCCGUCCCAUGCAUAUUUUUGGACCGAUUCGAUGAUAGUGAAGUGCUGGUUAUCAUCGCUUCCGUCUCGUUGGCAAAUCUUCGUAGCCAAUCGAGUUUCGGAGAUACAGCAUAUCACGAAGGACGGAUGCUGGAAUCAUGUAGCUGGCGAAAAUAAUCCCGCCGACAUCAUCUCACGCGGAAUGAUUCCCGCUCAAUUACAAUACCAAUCUGUUUGGUUUGAAGGUCCACUUUGGCUGCGCUUCGAUCGAUCCUUGUGGCCGAUAUCUACUGACACCAUGUCAGAAGGAGAUGAAGCUCUCUUGAAGGAAAGGUCUACCACGACUCUCGCUACUCACAAUCAAUCUACGAACGAGUUGAUUCUUCUACGAUCCUCAUUUCCUGAACUAGUCAGAUUAAUAGCAUUGAUUCGCCGAUUCAUCCUGAACGCAAAAACGAAGGAACGUAACAGUAGAUAUAUCGGUUUGCUGACGCAUACAAAGCAUGAAGAUGCCUUGCAAGUUUUAAUCCGCUUAGCUCAACGGGAGAGUUUCCCGACUGAAUUGAGAGAUCUCUCCCACGCUCGGUCGAUUAAUCAAUCAUCGAAAAUCACAUCUUUGAAUCCCAUUCUGGUCGACGGUAUAAUACGCGUAGGCGGGCGGCUGGCAAACGCACCAGUGACCGAAAACAGGAAACACCCCAUGAUUUUACAUCACCAGCAUCCAUUGACUAAACUAAUUAUGGAACAUUACCAUCGUAAGCAUUUCCACGCUGGCCAGCAAUUCUUGAUCGCCUCGGUUCGGGAGCGUUAUUGGCCGACGAAUGUUCGCAGUCUCGCUCGCAAAGUCGUUUUCGAGUGCACAUCAUGUUUCCGUAACAAACCUACGGUUCACCAGCAACUGAUGGCAGAUCUCCCAGCAGAUCGUGUAAGCCCCGCAGCAGCAUUUAUCAAGACAGGGGUAGAUUUUUGUGGUCCCUUCUUUAUACGCUAUCCUGGUCGUCGUAGCACAUCAAUAAAAUGCUACGUGUCAAUCUUCGUCUGCCUGACGACGAAAGCAGUGCACAUGGAGGUGGUUGCUGACCUCACAACCCAGGCAUUCCUCGGAGCCCUUAAGCGGUUCGUUUCUAUACGUGGAAAACCGUCAGUCAUCACCUGCGACAACGCCACCAAUUUUGUUGGAGCCAAUCGAGAGCUGGAACUACUUCGACUGCAGUUGUGCAGUCAACAAUUUCAACAUACUGUUACUCGCGACUGUGAAACUGAAGGGAUCCAGUUUAAAUUUAUCCCACCAAGAUCUCCAAACUUCGGCGGACUGUGGGAGGCCGCCGUAAAAUCGUUCAAAACGCAGUUUCGUAAAACGAUUGGAUCCAGAGUUUUAACAUAUGACGAGAUACACACCGUGGUACAGCAGUUAGCAGCAAUUUUGAACUCUCGUCCUUUAACGCCACUCAGCAACGACCCCAACGACUAUGAGGCCUUAACACCAGGGCAUUUCAUAGCGGGAAGACCUCUUGUGUCAAUUCCCUCACCAGAUUUGCAGGAAAUUCCUGAGAAUCGCUUAUUCUUGUGGCAGAAGUCGCAAAGUUAUGUACAACAGAUUUGGCGGAAAUGGAAAACACACUACCUUUCCGAUUUGCAUAACCGGACAAAAUGGACCCAGAAGCGCGACAAUCUCAUCGUUGGCACCAUGGUUCUGGUUAAGGACGAUAAUCUUCCUCCUCAGAAGUGGUGUCUGGGAAGAAUAGCGGAAACGAUUCCUGGAUCAGACGGGAUAAUCCGUGUAGUGACCGUUCGCACGAACGAUGGUCUGCUCAAGAGAGGCAUCUCAAAAAUUUGUGUGCUUCCAGUUCGAGACAACUGCUCCCCACCAAUAGCAGAAGAGUGUAAACCUCUUCCAUCGUAG
Molecule: messenger RNA, 3441 nt
Organism: Toxorhynchites rutilus septentrionalis
Lineage: Eukaryota; Metazoa; Arthropoda; Insecta; Diptera; Culicidae
Exons: 1
Coding region: 1-3441 (1146 amino acids)
Biological process (GO): DNA integration
Molecular function (GO): nucleic acid binding
Source: RefSeq, a predicted model, not a curated record